UAAAUCACAGCCCAGGGAAACCUCCUCAGAGCUUUCAUCCAGCCACGGGCCAGCAUGUCUGGGGGCAAAUACGUUGACUCGGAGGUAGGCAUCGGUGGGGGCGCGCCGGCCCGGGCGCGCGGGGAGUGUCCGCUUCUGCUAUCUGCCUCUCCAAAUAUCCCGAUUGCUCCCCUGGCCCCAGCCCUCUCUCCACUUCGGAGCACUCCUCUGGCAUUGGCACCGCUGAGGAAUGGGCCUGGGCGGGGAGGUGAAGAGAAGCCAGGAAUGUUUUAUGUUUUCCUAAUGGGGAGGGGGCCUAGGGAGCCCCUGAGCUAGGAGAACAAGGAAAAGGGGAUUGGGGUCCUGAGACUGGGUCUGUCGGACCCAGGACGCGUUUUCUGGACAGGUCUAGGAUGCUCCCUUGUCACGGGACCCCCGCGGUCCGGCCCUGCCUGCUGGGGGUUCGAAGAGGUGGAGUGCAGGGUGGUGGUGUCAUUUACCCGAGUCCUGGGGACAGUCCCCGAGACUCCCCGCCAGGCGUCCAGACCGGCAGGUCCCGGAGGCGGCGCGCAGUGUGUUUGCACUUUCCAAAGUUCUUGAACCAUCUCAAGAACUCCUUCUGCAUCUUGGCGUCUGGCAGGGGUGUUCUGAGAGGGGUGGACCUUCCCUCCCCAAACUGCCAACAUCACUUCCAACGCCCUCCACGCUCUGGAGCUCUGCCCAGGUGUGGAGACCUCGUUUUACAACACGCAGCUGCCCUUCAGCCACUCGCCCGCAGCCUGGGAGUGCCCUGGGGGUGGGUCGGGGGAGCUGCGCAGGGACAUCUCUACACCGUUCCCAUCCGGGAACAGGGCAACAUCUACAAGCCCAACAACAAGGCCAUGGCAGACGAGCUGAGCGAGAAGCAAGUGUAUGACGCGCACACCAAGGAGAUCGACCUGGUCAACCGCGACCCUAAACACCUCAACGACGACGUGGUCAAGAUUGACUUCGAAGAUGUGAUUGCAGAACCAGAAGGGACACACAGUUUCGAUGGCAUUUGGAAGGCCAGCUUCACCACCUUCACUGUGACGAAAUACUGGUUUUACCGCUUGCUGUCUGCCCUCUUUGGCAUCCCGAUGGCGCUCAUCUGGGGCAUUUACUUCGCCAUUCUCUCUUUCCUGCACAUCUGGGCAGUUGUACCAUGCAUUAAGAGCUUCCUGAUUGAGAUUCAGUGCAUCAGCCGUGUCUAUUCCAUCUACGUCCACACCGUCUGUGACCCACUCUUUGAAGCUGUUGGGAAAAUAUUCAGCAAUGUCCGCAUCAACUUGCAGAAAGAAAUAUGAAUGACAUUUCAAGGAUAGAAGUAUACCUGAUUUUUUUUCCUUUUAAUUUUCCUGGUGCCAAUUUCAAGUUUCAACUUGCUAAUACAGCAACAGUUUAUGAAUGAAUUAUCUUGGUUGAGAACAAAAAGAUCACUUUCUCAGUUUUCAUAAGUAUUAUGUCUCUUCUGAGCUAUUUCAUCUAUUUUUGGCAAUCUGAAUUUUUAAAACCCAUUUAACUUUUUUUCCUUACCUUUUUAUUUGCAUGUGGAUCAACCAUCGCUUUAUUGGCUGAGAUAUGAACAUAUUGUUGAAAGGUAAUUUGGGAGAAAUAUGAAGAACUGAGGAGAAAAAAAAAAAAAAAGAACCAACAACCUCAACUGCCUACUCUAAAAUGUUGGUCAUUUUAUGUUAAGGGAAGAAUUCCAGGGUAUGCCAUGGAGUGUACAAGUAUGUGGGCAGAUUUUCAGCAAACUCUUUUCCCAUCGUUUAAGGAGUUAGUGGAUUACUGCCAUUCCUUUCAUAAUCCAGUAGGAUCCAGUGAUCUUUACAAGUUAAAAAACAUAAUCUUCUGCCUUCUCAUGAUCCAACUAAUGCCUUACUCUUCUUGAAAUUUUAACCUAUGAUAUUUUCUGUGCCUGAAUAUUUGUUCUAUAGAUAAUGAGACCUAAGUGCCUUCCUGUUUUUCACAUUUUCCUUUUCAAACAUGGUUUAACUCAGCAACUCGCAUUAGGUCAGCAGCCUCCCUGAAGACCAAAAUUAGAAUAUCCAUGACCUAGUUUUCCAUGAGUGUUUCUGACUCUGAGCUACAGAGUCUGGUGAAGCUCACGUCUGGGCUUCAUCAGGCAACAUCUUUAUCCAUAGUGAGUAUGGUCAACACUAGCCUGAUGAAAUGAAUUAAAGUGGACCAAUAGGGCUGAGCCCUCUGUGGGCUGGCAGGCCUGGAAGCCAGCUUUCCCUGCCUCUCAUGAGCUGAAUGAGGUCAGCAUGUCUAUUCAGCUUCGUUUAUUUUCAAGAAUAAUCACGCUUUCCUGAAUCCAAACUAAUCCAUCACCGGGGUGGUUUAGUGGUUCAACAUUGUGUUCCCUUUUCAGCUGAUCAGCGGGCCUCCAGGGAGGGGCCCUAAAACGGAGGCCAUUGUGUGAGCCUAUCAGAGUUGCUGCAAACAUGACCCCUGCUCAGUAAAGCACUUGCAACCGUCUGUUAUGCUGUGACACACGGCCCCUCCCGCUGCCCGGAGCUUUGGACCUAAUCCAAGCGUCCCUUUGCCCAGAAAGAAGAUGGGGGAGGAGGCAGUAAUAAAAAGAUUGAAGUAGUUUUGCUGGAAUAAGUUCAAAUUCUUCUGAACUCAAACUGAGGAAUUUCACCUGUAAACCUGAGUCAUAUAGAAAGCUGCCUGGUAUAUCCAAAAGCUUUUUAUUCCUCCUGCUCAUAUUGUGAUUCUGCCCUUGGGGACUUUUCUUAAACCUUCAGUUAUGCUUUUGUUUUUGUUUUUUUUUUUCAUACACUUAUUGGAACUCCGCUUGAUUUUUGCCUCUUCCAGUUUUCCUGACACUUUAAUUACCAACCUGUUACCUACUUUGACUUUUUUGCAUUUAAAACAGACACUGGCAUGGAUAUAGUUUUACUUUUAAACUGUGUACAUAACUGAAAAUGUGCUAUACUGCAUACUUUUUAAAUGUAAAGAUAUUUUUAUCUUUAUAUGAAGAAAAUCACUUAGGAAAUGGCUUUGUGAUUCAGUCUGUAAACUGUGUAUUCCAAGACAUGUCUGUUCUGCAUAGCUGCUUAGUCCCUCAUGCAAAUCAAUUAUUGGUCCAAAAGACUGCUGAAAUUUUAUAUGCUUACUGAUAUAUUUUACAAUAUUUUUUAUCAUGCAUGUCCUAUAAAGGUUACAAGCCUGCACAAUAAAAAUGUUUAACAGUUAAA
Molecule: messenger RNA, 3206 nt
Organism: Piliocolobus tephrosceles (Ugandan red Colobus)
Lineage: Eukaryota; Metazoa; Chordata; Mammalia; Primates; Cercopithecidae
Gene: CAV1
Product: caveolin 1
Exons: 3
Coding region: 393-1304 (303 amino acids)
Biological process (GO): negative regulation of endothelial cell proliferation; regulation of cytosolic calcium ion concentration; cell differentiation
Cellular component (GO): Golgi apparatus; perinuclear region of cytoplasm; caveola
Molecular function (GO): protein kinase binding; molecular adaptor activity; transmembrane transporter binding
Source: RefSeq, a predicted model, not a curated record